Molecule: messenger RNA, 4180 nt
Organism: Drosophila virilis
Lineage: Eukaryota; Metazoa; Arthropoda; Insecta; Diptera; Drosophilidae
Gene: nerfin-1
Product: nervous fingers 1
Biological process (GO): negative regulation of transcription by RNA polymerase II; regulation of cell cycle process; neuron differentiation
Cellular component (GO): transcription repressor complex; nucleus
Molecular function (GO): DNA-binding transcription repressor activity, RNA polymerase II-specific; RNA polymerase II cis-regulatory region sequence-specific DNA binding
Source: RefSeq, a predicted model, not a curated record
CGGCUUGGCGGCGGCAUCGCUGCCAGCGUCAACGUCAACGUCAGCAGCAGCAGUGGCAGCAACGGCGAGGGCUAAAAGGACAACGACUCGAAUUGGGGGAUGAAAUUUCCAAGAGCGACGCCGUCACAACACACAAACAAUGAUUUUAAUUUCGCUUUCCUUUGGCACACAUAAAUAGAGGCGGCAGGAUAUGAUGUUAGUCAUUCGCAGCAAAAACGUCGAGCCGACAGGAAGCAGCCAAAGGAGCGCUCAACGUUGCCAACGUUUCAAUUUGUUGUUAAGUUUUGCUUAGUUCUUCAACUCUUUGUUCCUCCCGUUCACUGUUCACCGAUCACCGUUCACCGAUCACCGUUCACCGAUCACCGUUCACUGUUCACCGUUCACCAUUCAUAGCUCAUCCUUAGCUGUUCCCCGUUUCCGUUUCCGUUUUCGUUUAUCGUUUCGAUCAAGUUCUUAAAGCGCGUUCAAGUUUCAGUUUAUCACCAUUUCGUUGAUACGCGGAACAGUGCAAUGGCCAGCGUCGCCAACCAUCAGUCGACAGUGUCCAACCACAGCCAGCAUCCGCAUCCGCAUCCGCACACGCACAGCAUACAGCUGCUGCACAAUGCGACAGCUGGGGGGCUGCCCCAUGGCCUUGGUCUGCUGACCACAGUGGCUUCGCUGCCGCCCAAGUAUCGCAGCCGUUAUCUGAACAUCAAAACCAAGUGUGAAAUUCCAUUGGACCUGUCCGUGAAACCGCCGUCGCCAGUGCCAAGCAGCGAUGUGCCAAUGGCGACCACAUUCACUGAGGUUCACAGCGAGCCAGCAGCAACGGCAGCCGAUGAGCUGCCACAGGAGCUCACACAGGAGGUGGAGGUUGCGCAGGAGGUCGUCGUCAUUACGGAGAAGCCCAUAACACCGCCACAAAGUCCAGCUGCCGUUGAAAUCGCAGUGGCUUCACUCAAGCGCAAGUUGAGCGAACAAAGCGAAGCUUUGCCCGCUGCCAAAUUGGCCAAAUCUGAGGUGAGUCCCGCACCCGUCGAAGCCACGCCCGCAAAGCCCAUUAAAGUCUCGGACACGGCGCCGCGCACCGGCAAAGCGACCACAGCCAGUGCCAAAUCGACGCGCAACAAAGCAACGCGCAAAUUAAAGUUCGAUGAGGAGACAAGUUCACCAGUUUCGGGCACCAUCAUUAGGCCGCUAGAGGACAUCACCGAUGGCACCAUGCAGUACAGCAAUGGCGACAUUGAUCCCAAGUACAACAUUGUCGAAAUUACUGAGGAGACCAAGGCGGAGCUGGCUGCCAUUAGGAACGUAAUUGGUGACUAUGUGUGCCGGCUGUGCCGCAUCAAGUUCGACGAUGCCUUUGGUCUGGCACGACAUCGUUGCGCCUGCAUUGUGCUGCUCGAGUAUCGCUGCCCGGAGUGUGGCAAGCAGUUCAAUUGUCCCGCCAAUUUGGCUUCACAUCGCCGCUGGCACAAGCCCAAGAAGGAGGCGGCCGCUGCCAAAAAGGAGAAUCGCAACACCAGUAAUCAACAGGUGCCAGCGCCACAAGCCAACUCCAAGAAGCCAGCCGAAGAGCUGGCCUUUGAUUGCGGCGAGUGCGGCAAGAAGUUCAAGCGGGCUGCCUAUCUGCGCAAACAUCAACAGACGCAUGUGAAGAAGGCGCAGACUGCUGGUAAACUGGAGCCGGAGCCGGAGUCGGGGCUGGAGAGGCAGCCAGAGUCAGCCAACAUUAUAACUGGCAGCUUCCAGACGGCCGUCUAUAAAUCCAAUAGCUCCAGUUCGACCAGCAGUUCGCAUUCUUACGCGGGCACUCACGACGAUGAAGGCGUCUAUGUGGCGGGCGCGGCGAGCAGCAGCCACUAUGACUACGAGGCCGACUACAUGUCCGACUGCAGCUCCUCCACCUCUUCCGCUGGCUAUGGUCGGCUCCAGAUAGUGGAGCACGGCCUGACUGAGGAGGAGAGCAUUGCAGCUGCUGCUCUCACAAAUCUGCGUAAUUGCGCCUCCGUCAUUCAGCACACGACGAUGGCGCACUGAGUAAGUGUGGAACUUGGAGCGCUUGGCACUUGUAUAAUUUGUUUAUAGUCCCGUAUUGUUAAGUUUAGUGUUUAAUUUUUCUCUUGUUUUGGGGAGAACUGCAGCUGAAACAGACCAAAGAAAUUAGUUUUUAUCAUGCGAAUUCGACUUGAAUUGAAUUUUAGUUGUACACAUUUAGUUACUAGUUGAUUUCUCAAGUAUCUAGUCAUUUAGUUUUUACCAAUGAGUUAUAAUUCUAGUCAGCUCCAAACUUCGAACGACAUUCCAGUUAUGUGUGUACUAAUCGAAACCAAAGACGGCAAACAGUCUAGUCAGCUUAGAUUUUAAUUAGUUACCUUAAAGUAUGCUUAGUAUUUAUUUCUAGUCAGUCCAAACAAAUAUUUGGAACUAGUCAGCAUCAAUAUGAUCUCAGUAAAAUGGCUAAGGUCAGAGCAGGCUAAGGCAUUUUUCGCGUAGUCAGUAAAGUUCUAGUCAUAUAGAUAAUGUCUAGUCAGAUCUUAAUCAACUAAUGGCAAUAAACUAUACCAAACAUAAAAUAUACAGACUAAGCUAUAGAGUUAGGAAAUUCCAAUCCCAGUUAUCUUUCAUAUAUCAAAAAUUCACUCUACUUUCAAAGUUCUUUCCUAAAUCUUUCCUUUCCAUCUAACAUAAUGUCACCAAAGAAAUCAUACUAAAUAUUCUUUUAUAAAAAUCAUUCGCAAUCUCCACUUGAAAACUUAUAGCAUAACAUCAUCUAUCCAUUAUUCACACACAUUUUCUUAACUUUUCUUAACUCAGAUUCUCAUUCGCAAUCAAAACUAAAGUGUUUAUAUCACGUCAUCUAUAUAAUAUGCCUCCAAAUUUUUCGCUAACUCUCAUCUAUUUUCGUAUCAUAUAUAUUUCAUAUUUAUUCGAAAUCUCCAGUUCAGUGCUUAUUUGCAAAUAUUUUCUUCAUAAUUCACCUUUUACUUCAUCAUAUAUAUUUCAUUCAGUCAUGUCAUCUCUCUACUUUUCCAUCACCUUCAUUUCAACUUUCAUCCAUAGUCUAUCAUAUUUCAUUCUUACAAUCAUCUCACAUACAUCACAAUCACAUUUAUUAUAAUAUAAUACAUAAGAUCAUACUUUCCAAUUCCACCAUUAUAACACAAAUUUAUUACAUUCUAGUCAGCAAUUUAGGCAGUCCCCUAGUCAACUUAGAAGCUAGUCAACUUUAUUUUACAACUGAUUAAAAUUUAUUCAAAUUCAUACACAGUUCUAGUUUAACUUUAGGCAAAUCAUUUAUUUACAUUUUUGAUUUUCUUUCAAAUUUCAAAAACUCAAAAUCGAAAUUCAGGCGAAAUUGUGCAGUACUAGUUUUAAGUUCAUCCAAACCAAAAAGAAAGCAAAAAAACCAACCAAAUAUCUAAACUAAGCAAUGAAAUCCAGUUUCCGUGCUGGUAACCAAAGUUGAGUGUGAACUCUAGUCAUUUUGUAGAACCCUAAGUUUUGAGGCAUUAGCUCAGCAUCAGUUUAGUUUAGUUAAGUUUAGUUUAGUUCAGUUCAGUUAGCUUAGUUAGUUAGUUCUCUUGGUUAGGCUCACCAAAACGGACACUGAACCAGCGUUUCACUACCAGUAAAAGUAUUUAAAAGAGUACAACUUAACGUGUAGACACCAUAAAUGUACAUAAAAUAGGUCUAUGGUAUAUAUUCUUGGCCAGAGGCAACAACAGAACCGGCGGUUGUGUACUUAAAAGUCAACUCUUAAUUUAUAAGCUAACAAUUCAGAGCAAUAUCACAGCGCUAUUGUUCCUUAGUCUGUAGAAUGCAAUGCAAUUGGUUGUAACCGCAGAGUACAACGAAAGUGGGAAAUCUUCGCUCAAUCUACCAUAUAGUACUAUAUAUAUAUAUACAUAUACUAGAGAUACGUAAUAUAUCACUGAUAAGCAUAUCUAACUAUUAAGUGAGAUUUUGUGAUAUUAAAAUAUUAAGCCUAAAGUUUACAACGACUUGUGCUCGAUGUUUUUGUCCGAGCAGAGUGCAUUUACAAUAACAAACGAAUUCGAUUGUGUACCAUAAUUAAGGAUAAGGAUUGAAACAAAUCUAUUUUUAUACGUAAUAUUUGUAUUUUUGAUAACAUUUUGAGAGAAUUUGUACAACUUGAUUAUAAAACUUAUUGAAUAAAAUGUGAAAAAAAAAGAAA